Messenger RNA from Choloepus didactylus (southern two-toed sloth), 996 nucleotides. Its product is annotated as olfactory receptor 5L1-like. The coding region runs from base 1 to 996 and encodes 331 amino acids. Lineage: Eukaryota; Metazoa; Chordata; Mammalia; Pilosa; Megalonychidae. Gene Ontology annotation, molecular function: G protein-coupled receptor activity; olfactory receptor activity; odorant binding. Gene Ontology annotation, biological process: G protein-coupled receptor signaling pathway; sensory perception of smell. The transcript has a single exon. The record is from RefSeq and is a predicted model, not a curated record. Gene Ontology annotation, cellular component: membrane.
AUGAGGCAAAAAUUUCAUUCCUUUUCCCAAACAUGCAAUAUAGUGCAACUGAAGAAAGGAAACUGCAGCACUGUGUCAGAGUUCAUCCUUCUGGGGUUAUCAGAGCUCCUUUGGCUGAGCAUCUUCCUCUCCCUGGUGUUCCUUCUCAUCUAUGGAGUCACAGUGAUGGGCAACCUGGGCAUGAUCACAGUGAUCCAGGUUAGCUCUCAGCUUCACACCUCCAUGCACUUUUUCCUUAGCCACCUGUCCUUUGUGGAUUUCUGCUACUCCACCAUCAUUGUGCCUAAGAUGCUGGCCAAUAUCUUAAACAAGGACAAUACUAUUUUCUUCCCGGUUUGCAUGAUACAAUUGUAUUUAUUUUGUACUUAUACAAUCACUAAGGUCAUCCUGUUGGCUGUGAUGGCCUAUGACUGCUUUGUGGCCAUCUGUAAUCCACGACUGUACUUGGUUAUCAUGUCCUGGAAGCUGUGUAUGGGACUGGUACCUUCCUGCUAUCUCUGUGGAGCAGUGUGUUCUCUGAUUCACAUUUGCUUAGCUCUUCAGAUCCCAUCCCAUAGAUCAAAUGUGGUUAAACACUUCUGUGAUUUACCCCCUCUCUUAUUUCUUGCUUUCUCUGAUGUGUUUAUUAAUGAACUGCUAUGGUUUAUUGUGGCCACUUCCAAUGAGAUCAUCACCAUCAUGAUCAUCCUCCCCUCCUAUUUGUUUAUUCUCAUCACCAUCCUGAGGAUGCACUCUGCAGAAGGAAGGUGCAAAGCCUUUUCCGCCUGCACCUCCCACCUCACAGCCAUUGUUGUCUUCCAUGGAACAAUCCUUUUUAUUUAUUGCAGGCCCAGUUCUGACUUCAGUCUGGAAACUGAUAAAGUGGUCACAGUGUUCUAUACUGUAGUGAUUUCCAUGCUGAACCCCCUGAUCUAUACCCUCAGGAGCAAGGAUGUGAAGGCAGCUGUCAUGAAAAUCAUGGGAUUCAAAUUACUUUCUGCAGGUUUAAUUUCUUAA